GGGGCGGCACUGAGGGCGAGGCGGGCGAUUGUGUCGAGUGAGCGCGCGCGCGGCGAGAAAGGCCAGCGAGGGCGUUGGGGUCCAGCGAAGGGCCAGCGGUGUCGCCCGCUCCGUCAGAGUCCCUUCCCGCCGUCCUCGGAAGCAGCCCAGCGGCAGACGGUAACCAUGAGUGACCGCAAGGCCGUGAUCAAGAAUGCGGAUAUGUCUGAGGAGAUGCAGCAGGACUCGGUGGAGUGUGCCACCCAGGCCUUGGAGAAGUACAACAUCGAGAAGGAUAUCGCUGCCCACAUCAAGAAGGAGUUUGACAAGAAGUACAACCCAACUUGGCACUGCAUUGUGGGGAGAAACUUUGGCAGCUAUGUGACUCACGAGACCAAACACUUCAUCUACUUCUACCUGGGUCAAGUUGCCAUCCUCCUGUUCAAGUCCGGUUAGAUAAUGGGACUGUUCCACCCGAAGAUGCGUUUGGUGACGGGACGAACACGCUAAUUCCAAAUAGACUGACGUCUUCAGCCUUCCCCAGGGAACACACUUUGGUUCUUUAAGCCUUUUGUUUAAUGGACAGGUACUCCUCUGUACCAAUUUGUGGUUUUGUUGUGGCCAUAAAAAAAUAGCAAAAAAAAAAAAAAGACUGAAUGUAUUUUCUUUCAAAAAAGAAGUGUUGGUUCCGUUUCCUAAUAAAAUGGUUGGGAAUACUCAA
Anolis carolinensis (green anole) is the source of this 700-nucleotide messenger RNA. RefSeq names its product dynein light chain LC8-type 1 (gene dynll1). The coding region runs from base 166 to 435 and encodes 89 amino acids. The transcript has 3 exons. Gene Ontology annotation, biological process: intraciliary retrograde transport; motile cilium assembly. The record is from RefSeq and is a predicted model, not a curated record. Gene Ontology annotation, cellular component: cytoplasmic dynein complex. NCBI's taxonomy places the organism in Eukaryota, Metazoa, Chordata, Lepidosauria, Squamata, Anolidae. Gene Ontology annotation, molecular function: dynein intermediate chain binding.